This is a messenger RNA of Caenorhabditis briggsae, 798 nucleotides long. The transcript has 7 exons. The coding region runs from base 1 to 798 and encodes 265 amino acids. Lineage: Eukaryota; Metazoa; Nematoda; Chromadorea; Rhabditida; Rhabditidae. The record is from RefSeq and is a predicted model, not a curated record. Gene Ontology annotation, biological process: embryo development.
AUGAAUAAAACCCCCGAUAACCGAUUUCUGGAUGCCAUUGGAUUAAAACAUAUAGAUAAAACAAAACAACCACCAACACACACUCUACCGAAAACAUACAAUAUGCAUUUUAAACACGCUAAGCCCAAUACGGAUCCAAUCACCAGCCACACAUACGUCGUUAGAGCAACUGAUAAUCGUGUAGCAUCUAUUAUGAUUCAAAGGAAGAAACUCUGUAACACUAGCGUUGGUCUCAAAGCGGAAGCUUUACUCACUCAGUUAGCGGUGCCUGCAUUCCAUCAAAAAAAGCGCGGGAAAAAAUUACGACCAAUUUUCCGGAAAACCCGUGAUUACUUGCAGAAUAUUCAUAAGAUUCUUGCUCAAAAUAUCGAAAAGCACCAGCGCUCUAUCGCACCAAUUUACGUGUCAAGUGUAACAGAUUUAAAAAAUGUGCGGUGGAGCGCAAUUAGGCGAUAUUUAAAAAUCAAUUUCCCGCGCUGUUUUCUCAAUGGAAUGCAGGCAACUCUUUGUCGGGCCCCAGCAGUUGAAUUUGUAGUAUUCGCGUGGAGACCAACGCUAAUUUCACCGUACGGUCCCACUUUUUUUAAUUCGACAGUUUCCAGAAGAUGUUCGAUCUUCCGAUUUCCCAAAAUUCUCGGCAUUCUCCUAUGUCCUAUUGGCGACCUGAAUAUUCUUGAACCCAGCAGGGGGUGCCCAUUGUCCAUCUUGCAACUUGCCUCCUUCGAAGUCUCCGCCUCCAUUUCUCCCCUUUCUCUGAUUUUGAUCUUUUUUAGACGGUAUAAAAGCGAUCGCCAAUAG